Pisolithus orientalis is the source of this 851-nucleotide messenger RNA. Its product is annotated as ribonuclease H-like protein. The record is from RefSeq and is a predicted model, not a curated record. Gene Ontology annotation, molecular function: 3'-5'-RNA exonuclease activity; nucleic acid binding. The transcript is spliced from 8 exons. Lineage: Eukaryota; Fungi; Basidiomycota; Agaricomycetes; Boletales; Pisolithaceae. Gene Ontology annotation, cellular component: mitochondrion. Bases 21 to 710 code for a protein of 229 amino acids.
ACUUGCAUGAUCCUCCUUUAAUGCAUUUUCUUUUUGCGCGACACCUCAUCACGAAGUUCGGGCAGUCGCAACGCCACGUCUUCCGAACCGCGCGAAGAGAAUUUCGCGCAAUGCCAACGCUGUCAUCCAUGGCAACGCCAGCACCUCUGAACUUUCAAGUGGGACCCAUCGUCUGGGUCGACUGCGAAAUGACCGGACUCGACCCAAAGAAAGACAAGCUCCUUGAGAUUGCUGUCCUUAUAACCAAUGGGAAUUUAGAACUCGUGGACGAUGGCCUCGAGUUCGUCAUCAAAGCUGAUAAAUCCGCCUUGGAAAAUAUGGACGAGUGGUGUACAACUCAACACGGUCAAUCAGGCCUGACCCAAGCUUGCCUUGCAUCUCCAUACACUAAGGAUUACGUCUCCAACGCAGUCCUGCAAUACAUCAAAAAAUGGGUACCAGAACAGCGGACCGGAGUCCUUGCAGGAAACUCUGUUCAUGUGGACCGAACGUUUCUGAGCGCAGAAAUGCCUGAGGUUGUCGAUCGGCUUCAUUACCGUAUUAUUGAUGUUUCAUCCAUAAAGGAAUUGUGUCGUAGAUGGUACCCAACCCUCGAGCUUCCGAGGUCUACGUCGGGGGGAAGUCAUAGGGCCCUCGAUGACAUCAGGCACUCGAUCAAGGAGCUUACUUGGUAUCGAGAGAAUAUCUUCCGUAAACCGCUAUCUCCUUGAUUGUUGGGUUGCCUGCUUCAUGUACGUGGGUAUACAGUGACACCCAGUGUGGACCAACAGUGCCGUUUGUAAGACGCACAAUGAAUGCCACGGAGUGUGAUCUGAUUGGUUACCCUGAGCUAUCCCAUUCAUCAAGUAAAG